AUGGAACCGACAAGGACGCUGAUGCUCGGCCUGCUGGGCUGCCUGCUGCUCGUCCCCCGGCUGCGCGGGCAGGAGCCGGCUGCCUGUGCCUGGGGCUGGGUGCCCUUCGAGGAGGGGUGCUACGGCUUCUUCCCCCGGGAGCUGAGCUGGAGAAGGGCGGAGGCCUUUUGCCAGCGCUUCGGCGCGGGCACCCACCUGGCCUCGGUGCACGGCGCGGAAGAGCACCAGGCCAUCGCCGCCAUGCUCGCCUCCUCCCGCCCCGGCCAGGGCAGCCAGGACGGGGACGGGGACUGGGACAGCGGCGUCUGGAUCGGCCUCCACCGUCCCCUGAGGAGCCACCGCUGGCAGUGGUCGGAUGGCUCGGAGGUGGACUAUGGCUCCUGGCACCAGCAGCCUGGCCCCAGGAGGAGAGUCUGCGCCGCGCUGCAGGACACCGCCGAUUUCCUGACGUGGAACAGCGACGCCUGCGCCCACAGAAAACCCUUCGUCUGCAAGGCCAGCGCCUAG
Messenger RNA from Chroicocephalus ridibundus (black-headed gull), 507 nucleotides. RefSeq names its product struthiocalcin-2-like. Gene Ontology annotation, molecular function: signaling receptor activity. NCBI's taxonomy places the organism in Eukaryota, Metazoa, Chordata, Aves, Charadriiformes, Laridae. The transcript is spliced from 5 exons. Bases 1 to 507 code for a protein of 168 amino acids. The record is from RefSeq and is a predicted model, not a curated record.